Molecule: messenger RNA, 1125 nt
Organism: Saccostrea cuccullata (small rock oyster)
Lineage: Eukaryota; Metazoa; Mollusca; Bivalvia; Ostreida; Ostreidae
Product: large ribosomal subunit protein mL45-like
Exons: 8
Coding region: 14-1108 (364 amino acids)
Cellular component (GO): mitochondrion
Source: RefSeq, a predicted model, not a curated record
UGGAAUACUGAAAAUGGCGACACCAAGAGCAUUGGGCAUGUUUCUGUGUCGCGGUGACCUGUGCAGACUGGCUACAUCUGUCAAAAUUUUACAGCACACAGCAGUUGUUAAUUGUAUGAAAAGCCAUGAACGAUAUAAGUUCACAUCCCCACAUAUCCACCCUAAUCCAAACGUCAAAUUUAAAAAACACAGGACCAGAAAAACCAUGAAACAGAUGUGGGAAUUUAUAGAGGAAAAGCCACACCCACAUCUUGUGAAAGAACCAACCCGCAUAUAUACAAAAACCAAGGAAAUAGCUAUCACAUCUGUUGGAAGUAUUAUGAACCCCUAUAUUCCGAUGGAAAAAGAUGUCAGAAAAUCUCUGAGUGAAAAAGAGUCAUUUGAAGAAUUCAGAAAGCGAACACGUGCUAAAAUCAGCAAUAUAAGAUUUACAAGGAUCAUUAAGAAGUUUGAUAAAGGACAUAACCAGAAGGAAUUCCUGGCCCAGGCUCACCAUAUCUAUAUUACAGCUCAUAAAUGUAUCGCAAGGAUCAGAGAAGAUGAUGAGGAAUUACUGGAAUAUGUAACUCAGGAUGUUUUUGGGCAAAUGACGAAUGGCAUGUAUGACAAGACUCUACAGUGGGAGUUUAUCGAGUCGAUGGAACAGCCUAGAAUAGUCAACGUAGCGGGCGGAGAUUUACUGGUCAAGGAUAACACCUACGCUCAGAUUACCGUCCGAUUUCACACCUUACAGAAACUCGCUAUUUAUAACCGCUUUGGUAGACUGACGUACGGUGAUCGGGAACAGCCUCGCUAUGUACUGGAGUAUGUUGUGUUUGAAAAACACAUCUCGGAUACUGAGGGGAGAUGGAGGAUUGCGGGUAAAGUUACACCGGAGUGGAAGAAGAAAGGCUUCUCCUUCCUCCACACGUGGAAACAGGAGGUACCCGAGAGUGAAGAGGUGGGAUUAGAGGACUUGGAACCCUUCAGGGUUCAUCGAUACAAUCCCAAGUAUCCCGAGGAGAUGACGGAUUAUACCGAGGACGAGUCCGAGGAACAAAGUCACAGCGUGAAGGCGGCCGUAGAGAUGGAAAAUAACAAGGACAGUCUAAAAGAAAAGCUACAAUAAAUACUGUUACACUUGUA